Protopolystoma xenopodis is the source of this 225-nucleotide messenger RNA. The record is from the annotation of a GenBank genome assembly. NCBI's taxonomy places the organism in Eukaryota, Metazoa, Platyhelminthes, Monogenea, Polystomatidea, Polystomatidae.
AUGUCAUUGUCACCUGGCGAAGCUGCAUUGCCGCUCAGAAAGAUGCGCCAGGCCUGCUGGUCUGCCAAAGAUGCAUACACGGAAUGCGUGGACAGCUUGCGUAAGGCCAAAGGCGAUGAGUUUGAGAAGAUUCCCACCUCUGAAAUUGAACUUAAGCAUUGCUUCUUGGAGCGUCGGGCAUUUCUCGCCGCUUGCCCUCAGCAGUGGGUAAAUCUACUUACCUAG